AUGGUGUCGAGAACCUACGAUGAGUCCUACUAUGAGGCGAUGGCAUACAAGCACCAUCAUCAUGAGAUCAGCGGACCUCAAGGAAACAGCUACAGUUACUACCAUGACAGCCAGGCCCUCGGUAGCGGUGAGAAAUCCAGCCUGUACCCUCAGGUUACCAGUAGCUCACCGCUUCCGCAUAAGCAGUCCUAUCACAGUGAAGUUCCAAGCUUCUUUGGCGAAGUUGAAUCCGACCGGUACUACGACCGCUGGUCGGCUGCUCCUCAGCCGGUAAUCCAACGCGGCGACUACUAUGAAGAAGAAGACGAAGAAGAAGACCAAAGACGAAUGAACGAGCUGGAAGAGCAUCGACGAGCAAAAGAAGAGGAAGAACGUCGACCGAUCCAUAGGUACGAGGACGCUCGUCGGCAAGCCCGGGCCCGCAAGGAACUACAAGAACGUGCACGCAAGCAAGAGCAAGCUCAAGAAGAAGCGGCAGUGCAAGCGAGGAAGGCCGCAAUUGCAGAGAUGUCUCCCUCAGGAACGAUCCCCAAGGCCAAGUUUCCGCACUUGCUCAGCACCGCCCAUCAGCGUUGGGACUCGGGAUCUACGUUUUUGACUAAAUCUGUCACCACCAACAAGAACACAGCCGCAGGUGGUCCCUGUACCGGUAGUCCAGUUUCGUCCUUCAAGAACCCAAACGAAAUCGGAUUUCGGAAAGGAGAAAGCGACCACUGCUCUGAUAUCUCCAAGGUCAGCUGGGAUCCCCCCUACACAUACUGCGCCGCAUCCAUGCACAGCGAGCGCAAGCCCUUGCAUCUCUGCAAGUCAGAAGAGGAGGACAGCUCUACCCGUGGGAUGGAGAAGAAACAACUGCCCCAUCAUUCUAUUUCGUCUAGUAGUAGUAGAAAGCUACCGCGUCACAGUCUCAAGGGAACAACAACCAGUGUCUGCAGCGGAUCGGAACCAAGUACAUGUAUCAGCCUGAACUACCUGUACCAGUACGAGUCCAGCCAUGACAUUCGCGUGGGAGCCUUUGCCGAGCAGACCAGUGAUGAUGGCUCGUACCGGUAUCCCCUGGAAAGGAAGGAUUCUUCUCGGCAACGAAAACUACCACCACCGGUAGGCCUCAAGAGGCGUGGCAAUGAUGACGACGAUGAUGAUUGCCGCGUUGGGGCCUUUGCACAAAAGCCGCCCCAAAGAAUGGUCACGGUCGAGAUUCAGCCUGGAUUCUCGUUGCCGCUGCGAGGGAGCCAAGAGACUUUGGAAGCUGUACGAGAAGGACGUGUCCUCAACACGUGCUGUUUGGCUUGCUGCACAAAUUUGGUCGUCAAGUACGAUUGUGACUUUGUUAUUUGCCCUGCGGACCAUUGCCGGGUUGUUAGCCCGGUCGAGGGUGGAUUUGGGACCAUGGAAUUUGUUGGGUUGGGAUUUAGGGCUUCGUAA
Molecule: messenger RNA, 1425 nt
Organism: Seminavis robusta
Lineage: Eukaryota; Bacillariophyta; Bacillariophyceae; Naviculales; Naviculaceae
Source: the annotation of a GenBank genome assembly